Spinacia oleracea (spinach) is the source of this 609-nucleotide messenger RNA. RefSeq lists its product as uncharacterized. The transcript has 2 exons. Bases 1 to 609 code for a protein of 202 amino acids. The record is from RefSeq and is a predicted model, not a curated record. NCBI's taxonomy places the organism in Eukaryota, Viridiplantae, Streptophyta, Magnoliopsida, Caryophyllales, Amaranthaceae.
AUGGCCGAGGUAUUAGAUGAAGCAGAAGCAUUCAUACAUGCGACAGAGACAUGCAGUGUGUCAAAGGACUCCAAGACAGGAGAGACAGGUACCAGGUUUGACUGGGAGCGUCCAUUUCCCAUGAAGUCAUCUAUAGAAAUUCGGGACCCAAAAUUAUUUUGUCAAUUCCAUGAGGAAUUGGGCCAUGACACAAGGGACUAUAGGAGCUUAAAGAGAGCCUUGGGCGGAUUGGCGGCGAAGGGGCAUUUGAAGAGUUACUUACAGAAAAGUACGCGCGGCACUUGGAAGAACUUCUAUAAGGAGAACAAUUCCCCUACUCCCGCCAUAGAUGGCAACCAAACCGAUGGUGGGUUUGCAGCAGUAAUCUCACGUGGACCGACCUUGGGAGGACCAACUAUAAGAGGACAUAAAGAUUAUGCUAGACGUCUAGGGCAAGUAAUGCUCUCAGGAAAAUCACAUAUGGAUCCAUUCCUAAAAGUUGAAAUCUGCGAGUCCGACCAGGGGAAGAUAGCUACUCCGCAUGAUGAUCCGUUGGUUAUAGAAGUAAAAUUUUCCAAUUUACGGGUCCAUCAGAGAUUGGUAGAUAAUGGAAGCUCGUCCGAAUUAUGA